Messenger RNA from Closterium sp. Yama58-4, 759 nucleotides. NCBI's taxonomy places the organism in Eukaryota, Viridiplantae, Streptophyta, Zygnematophyceae, Desmidiales, Closteriaceae. The record is from the annotation of a GenBank genome assembly.
AUGGAUCGCGGCGGCGGGCCGACGCGAGUGCUGCGCGCGCAGCAGCCGCUGCAGCACUCGCUGGUGGUGACGGUCAGCGUCAUCAUGACGGCGUGCCUCGCGCUCAUGUACAUGCUGGUGUCGCGCCACCUCGCCAGCAUGGACCACAUCGCCCUCGCGCUCACUGAGAGCAUAUCGGAGCAGACGACAAACCAGGCGGUGGAGUUGAAGGCGCUGGUGGCGGCGCUGGAGAACCACACCUACUCCGUGGCCGCCGCCGUCACCGACCACGUCGCCGUGCAGACCCUGCAGCUGCGCCAGCUGGCAGCGGAGCUGCGCAACCACUCGCACUUCGUGAGGGAGCACGUGGGGCAGCACGUGGACGCGCAGCAGGCGCAGCUGGCCGAGGUGCUGGCGGAGCUGCGUGCGCGCAUGGGCGAGGUGGCCUCCGCUGUCAUGGCGCCCCCCGCGCCGCCCCUGGCUGACAGCGCCAUCACCCCCUCCAACCUCACUCUGCUCGUUGCUGCCGGCCUAAGAUCCCAGGUGGGUGCCAUCCCAGGUGGGUGCCAUCCCAGGUGGGUGCCAUCCCAGGUGGGUGCCAUCCCAGGUGGGUGCCAUCCCAGGUGGGUGCCAUCCCAGGUGGGUGCCAUCCCAGGUGGUGGGUGCCAUCCCAGGUGGGUGCCAUCCCAGGUGGGUGCCAUCCCAGGUGGGUGCCAUCCCAGGUGGGUGCCAUCCCAGGUGGGUGCCAAACCAGGUGCGCUGCGGUGGCAGGCGGGUUGA